GAUUCUGUGAGGAGAGACUUAAGAGCACAUCUUCGAGGUCGAUAUUGCACCUGAAUCAAGUGAAAACCAAAUCGCUGUGCAGGAAGUUGAAAAGUAAAAAGCAGAUGUUGGUCACAACUGCUGGAAGAUUUAUGUAUUUCAUCUCCCGGUAGGACACUCACAAAGCCCAGAUGGACGAUUCUCUGUACGAUGAGUUUGGAAACUACAUCGGACCUGAGUUGUCAGGCAGCGAAGAGGAGGAUGAGGAGGAAGUCGAGGAGGAUGAGGACAUGGCAGAGGCGGAGGCCCUGGCCAACGCCAGGAUGGACAUGAUCCAGAAUGCGGGGGCACAGAAUUUCCCUGAUGACGAUGAGGAGCCCAUAGAGAAUGCGGUGGUGCUGCAUGAGGACAAAAAGUACUAUCCGUCAGCAGAGGAGGUCUAUGGGGCAGAGACAGAGACACUGGUCAUGGAAGAGGAUGCGCAGCCUCUGGAGGUUCCCAUCAUUGCACCAGUAAAGCAGAAGAAGCUGGAGGUGCUAGAGCGUGCCCCGCUGCCAACUUACUACAGCAAUGAGUUUCUGGCGGGGCUCAUGACCAACCCAGAGCUGGUCAGGAACGUGGCCAUUGUCGGCCACCUGCACCACGGCAAAACACUGGUCAUGGACAUGUUUGUGGAGCAGACGCAUGAGGUCAGGCACGAGUGGAGGGACAAUGAGCGGCCGAUGCGCUUCACAGACACGCGGCUGGACGAGCAGGAGCGCGCCAUUAGCCUCAAGAUGGUGCCCAUGAGCCUCGUCAUGGAGGGCUCCUCCGGCAAAUCUUACCUCCUCAACCUCAUUGACACCCCAGGCCACAUCAACUUCAACGAUGAAGUCAGCGCUGCGCUGAGGCUGGCGGAUGGCAUGCUGCUGGUGGUGGACGCAGCCGAGGGGGUCAUGGUGGUCACCGAGAAGGCUGUCAAGCAGGCCAUCAUGGAGGGCCUGCCCAUCUGCCUCCUUAUCUCCAAGGUGGACAGGCUCAUCACAGAGCUCAAGCUGCCUCCUGCAGAUGCCUACCACAAAUUGCGGCAUACCAUUGAGGAGGUCAACGCUUUGAUCACCACCUACUCUGGUGGCAAUGAGGAGCUGCUGGUGAGCCCAACAAGGGGAAACGUGGGCUUCAGCUCGGCGCAGUCGGGCUGGUCCUUCACGCUGCAGUCCUUCAGCAAGCUCUACUGCGAGGUCUAUGGAGUCCACAUGGACGCGGCUGAGUUUGCGCGGCGCCUCUGGGGCGACGUGUACUACCACUCCGACACGCGCACCUUCCGCAAGAAGGCCCCGGAGCGCGGCGGCGAGCGCAGCUUUGUGCAAUUCAUCCUGGAGCCCCUGUACAAGAUCUACGCCCAGGUGCUGGGAGAGCAUGAUUCGGGCGUGAAGGAGAUGCUGGGCACGUUUGGGGUGCAGCUGAAGCCGUCGGCGUUCAAAAAGGACGUGAAGCCGCUGCUGAAGGAGGCGUGCACGCGCAUCUUCGGCACGGCCACUGGCCUCGUGGACAUGAUGGUCAAGCACGUUGAACGGACGUACACAGGGCCGCAGACGGGGGACAUCGUGGACCACAUGAAGGCGUGCAAUCCACGGGGGCCGCUGGUCAUCCACAUUGCAAAGCUGUUCCCCAAGACGGACGUCAGCGCCUUCGACGCGCUCGGGCGCAUCCUGUCGGGGACGGUGAAGCCGGGCGACCGCGUGCGCGUGCUGGGCGAGGCAUACACCCCCGAGGACGAGGAGGACAGCGCCGUGGCCGAGGUCACCAAGGUCUGGGUGUACCAGGCCCGCUACCGCAUCCCCCUCACCAAGGCCCUGGCAGGCAACUGGGUGCUGCUGGAGGGGCUGGACGCCACCAUCACAAAGACGGCGACGAUCGUGCCGGAAUACCUGGACGAGGACGUGCACAUCUUCCGGCCGCUGCAGUUCCAGACGCAGGCGGUGGUCAAGAUCGCCGUGGAGCCGCUCAACCCCUCUGAGCUGCCCAAGAUGGUGGAGGGUCUGCGGAAGAUCAACAAGAGUUAUCCGCUGGCGGUGACCAAGGUGGAGGAGAGCGGCGAGCACGCCAUCCUGGGCACCGGGGAGAUCUACCUCGACUCCCUCAUGAAGGAUUUGAGGGAGCUGUAUGCAGAGGUGGAGGUAAAGGUGGCGGACCCGGUGGUGGCCUUCUGCGAGACGGUGGUGGAGACGUCCUCGCUGCGGUGUUUUGCGGAGACGCCCAACAAGCGCAACAAGCUCACCAUGAUCGCAGAGCCGCUCGAAAAGGGGCUGGCGGAGGACAUAGAGAGUGGUGCGGUGGACAUAUCGUGGCCGCGGCGGCGACUGGGUGAGUUCUUCACGACGCGGUACGACUGGGACGUCCUGGCGGCGCGCUCAGUGUGGGCCUUUGGGCCGCAGCGCGCCGGCCCCAACAUCCUCAUGGACGACACGCUGCCCACCGACGUCGACAAGUCCCUCCUCUCCGCCGUCCGCGACUCCGUCGUCCAGGGCUUCCAGUGGGGCACGCGGGAGGGGCCGCUGUGCGACGAGCCAAUCCGCAACGUCAAGUUCAAGAUCCUGGGGGCUGAGAUUGCGCCGGAGCCGCUGGCGCGCGGUGGCGGCCAGAUCAUCCCCACGGCGCGCCGCGUGUGCUACUCCGCGUUCCUCAUGGCCACUCCCCGCCUCGUGGAGCCCGUGUACUAUGUCGAGAUCCAGACCCCUGCAGAUUGCAUCACUGCGAUCUACGCGGUGCUGGGCAAGAGGAGAGGGCACGUCACCGCAGACGUGCCCAAGCCCGGCACGCCCAUCUUCAUUGUCAAGGCCUUCCUGCCCGUCAUCGAGUCCUUUGGCUUUGAGACGGACCUGCGCUACCACACCCAGGGGCAGGCCUUCUGCCUAUCCGUCUUUGACCACUGGCAGAUUGUGCCGGGCGACCCGCUGGACCGGUCGGUGGAGCUGCGGCCGCUGGAGCCGGCGCCGGUGAAUGCGUUGGCGCGCGAACUCAUGGUCAAGACGCGCCGGCGCAAGGGCAUGAGCGAGGACGUCUCCAUCCACAAGUUCUUCGACGACCCCAUGCUCAUCGAGCUCGCGCGCCAGGACGCCGACCUCGAGAAGUUUGUCUGACCUGGCAAUUUUACCACACCGGAACAAGAAGUCCUGCAGAAAGAUAGUCGCCCGCAAGGAAGUUGCCUGUCAGUUUGGACGGGCGAGCUUGUUGCUUGACAAACGGGUGUGCUUGUGAUGGCGCAAAUAGAUGACACGAGACGCUGACAACUGUGCCGCUGCAUCAAUGCGCUCUUGUUCAAGAGCUGACAUGUGCAUGUGGCCUUCAUUGACAGGCGACACAUGGCCAAAUUUUGCUACUUGACCAAUUUGAUGUAGUGCAUCAAGUUCGAAUUUUGCAGACGACCACUCAUGAUGCAAGGUAACAUGUAUCGUCAUGGUCCACUGUGCAAAAACAUUUGGACUUUGUGGAGAGUGCGUUGCAUUUUCAUGCUGAAGUGCUGCACAUCUGCAAGCACUCUCGAACUCGAAGUCGAUAUAUAUUUGACUGUUGAGACAGAGCAACUACAUUGAUCCACAUCAUCCAAACAUUUUGUGGACGAUGCUAGCUAAACAUUACGUAGCAAUGCUUGAAAGGCAUCUUAUGCGUCUGGAACAGAUGCCUUGCAAGUGCAUGGAACAAAUGACUGAAUCCUAUACACACAUGUUCAUACGUUGCUACCAAGCUGACGAGAAAAGAAUACUCCUGAG
Messenger RNA from Coccomyxa subellipsoidea C-169, 3731 nucleotides. RefSeq names its product P-loop containing nucleoside triphosphate hydrolase protein. The transcript is spliced from 16 exons. The record is from RefSeq and is a predicted model, not a curated record. NCBI's taxonomy places the organism in Eukaryota, Viridiplantae, Chlorophyta, Trebouxiophyceae, Coccomyxaceae. Bases 171 to 3101 code for a protein of 976 amino acids. Gene Ontology annotation, cellular component: U4/U6 x U5 tri-snRNP complex; U2-type catalytic step 2 spliceosome; cytosol. Gene Ontology annotation, molecular function: GTPase activity; U5 snRNA binding; translation elongation factor activity. Gene Ontology annotation, biological process: mRNA splicing, via spliceosome.